Molecule: messenger RNA, 1737 nt
Organism: Exophiala spinifera
Lineage: Eukaryota; Fungi; Ascomycota; Eurotiomycetes; Chaetothyriales; Herpotrichiellaceae
Exons: 1
Coding region: 1-1737 (578 amino acids)
Source: RefSeq, a predicted model, not a curated record
AUGAACGGUAUGACCGAACCGUUACCUGGCCUCCUUGACGAUCCUCAAUUCCAGAUCACGGAUCUCCCCGCCCUCACCGACUUCCAUAUCGCUCCCCUUCGCAAUCCGGCUCCCGCUCGCCAUGGAAACGUCCCUUCGCCUCUCGAGCCGCUGGCCGACAACCUCCUGCACAGCACUCGGAAUGGCAAGAACCAAAAGCCAGUGGAUGGUAGCAAUGAGAAGAAGCGUGCGCCGAAAAUCACACCAAAUGACGUCCUCCUGGCUCGCGAAGCAAAGAAGCCCCAUCUCGCAAUCAGCGAACUUGUUGAUGCCAAUAACCAAAUUGCCCCCAUGCAGCUUCCAUCGUUCAUCAGUUUGUCUGUUGUCGAGAAAUCCCCGAUUCAAGCACCAAGUUCUCUGGAACCCGUGUCCAAGCGCGCCAGGCUUGAUGACAACGAUCACAUAUCGCUUGAUCUAGUUCGACGACUGCCUCGCCCUGCUCAGAAAGAUGACCGCCAGAGCAGACCGGCCCCUUUACUGCCGGCCAUGGUCACCGGAUUGCACGAACCUCCUCCCUCUGCGGCUUUACUGCCCUCUAUCGACGUAGACUCACGACCGACACUUUCACGAAGCACGACUUCGAAAAUCCACGUCAAGGACAUACUGACGGAGCCGGACAAUGUGGGAGCCACUGCUUCAACAUCACGAUCUGUUGUCAGAAAUCAGAAGGAGGUUGAACAAACCAUCGAAGCUGGCCCAAGCAGCCAGCCGUCCAAGCCUCAAACCCUGAACGAAGCAGUUGCGCCGCCGGCUACCUCGGACGAUAAGAAACAAGUACGGAGACCUCGGCGAAGAUGGUCGGACAACGAGACCAUGGACCUUCUUGCAGGUGUAAGGAAGUAUGGCGUUGGCAAGUGGAAGCAAAUCCUUGUUGAUCCCGACUUCAAUUUUGUCGGCCGAAGUUCUGUAGACCUCAAGGACCGUUACAGAGUGUGUGCCGCAAACAAUAACAUCGCCAAAUACGGUCCCUCACCGAGGAGAAGCCCAUCUGCCACCGAUCUGUCUGCGGCGAGCGCUCCAGGCGGCAUUGCUCGAGACAGUGCUUCUCCUGAACAUAUUUUGCCAACAAGCCCUCCGGCAAGUCUAGAACAACCUCAGAGACAACGACGCCGGAGGCGCGUGUGGACUGAUUAUGAAGACUCCAAUCUUCUAAAAGGCGUGGCUAGACACGGCUUCCAGUGGACUGCCAUUCACGACGAUCGAGAUCUCGACCUUGGACACCGAAAAGCAACCGACCUACGUGAUCGGAUUCGCAAUAGAUUUCCCGACGGGUACAAGCAUGCAGAGACCGCGCCAUUGAGGUCUGAGGUCAAGAAAGCAGCGCAACGGCAGGAGCAUCCUUCUGCCGUAGCAACGGGCAUGGAAUCUACCAGUGCAGCUGCACCAAAAAAGACCCCGGAACCGCGAUCCAAAGCAGCCAUUAUUCUCCCGGUGUCUACUGGCGGCACUUCGACCUGGGCACGAACCGCUGAUGGGCAACCACAUCGAUCUAUAUCAAACACAACGCUAGCCAUGUUACUGCGAGACGACAGCGACGGUGAGGUAGCCGAGCCCAGGGACAAGGCAGAAAAGGAAAGAGACAGAGACAGGGAACAACCCGGCGUAACUCUCCCGAGCUUCACACUGGGCGUUGACGACAUGGAUUGGGGAAAUAAUACUCUACCUCCACUGCAUGAGUGGGACGAGAUUGGAAUCUGA